Molecule: messenger RNA, 930 nt
Organism: Symbiodinium natans
Lineage: Eukaryota; Dinophyceae; Suessiales; Symbiodiniaceae
Source: the annotation of a GenBank genome assembly
AUGCCUGAGGCCUGGGGCCUCGGCGGAUACAAAGGUUACUGGCACGGGCGCGAUGGAAGGUCCUCCUGGUGCCAGGAUCAAGGUGUCUGGCAGAGCUGGAAUGAGUGGUCCAGCAAGGAAGAGGACCGAGGUGCAUGGCACGCCAGUGGCAAAGACUGGUACGUGGAGAGAUCCUCGCAAAGCAGUCAGGAUGAAGGGCCAACGCAACAAACAAUGCCGCGCGAACUGAAGCCGGAAGGCAACCCUCGCAAGCCUCGUGCGAGCGUGAAGUCUCGGCUCUUCGCCACCGCUUUGGCAGCCACCGUCCAACCUUCGAGGUGCCGCCGGCCACAACCCUUGGAGCAGUCGCAGUCGGAGCCGGCUGUGGAAGUUGAGGAGAAGGAGGAGCCGGCGGAGAAGGCAAAGCCAGAGCCCAAGGAGGCAGCGGCCAAGGCAGAGCCCGUGCAAGCAGUGGAGGUCCAGCCAAAGCGCUGGGCACCCUGCCCGAAAGAGAGCGAUGCGACAAUGUUUUACGGGAUGGGUCGCGUGGACCCGUUUGCAGUGGGCUAUGCCUGUCGAGCCAUCCCGGACAAACAGCCGGAGGGGCGGAAUGUCAACAAGCCCCUGAGCAGAGUGUGGCAAAAGGUUAAGGUGAACCAGUGCGAGGGAAUCUGCUACCUCGGCUACGAGCACCCCAUUGAGGUAUUUCGAGCCAUGUCCGCCGAGGGUCAGGGACAGGAGCAGCUUUUCACCACGAAAGGGUGGAAGCUGCAACUCCUCCAGGCGGCGGCGCUCGCCAGGUAUCCGAACAAGGCCAUUAUCCAGCCGAAGUUUGUGCUGGAAAAAGCGGACAUCGACGCCAUUCUGGCAGACACCGAAAUCCCCGAGGAUUUCAACACAGUGCACAUCGUUAGCGAGGAUGGCGUCCAGCCCUUUAUGGACGCCCUUUAA